Molecule: messenger RNA, 1032 nt
Organism: Malassezia pachydermatis
Lineage: Eukaryota; Fungi; Basidiomycota; Malasseziomycetes; Malasseziales; Malasseziaceae
Exons: 2
Coding region: 1-1032 (343 amino acids)
Source: RefSeq, a predicted model, not a curated record
AUGGAAUACGUAACUCUCGGUCGUUCUGGUCUAAAAGUAUCCAAAGUUAUUUUGGGAUGCAUGUCCUUUGGUUCCAAGGAUUGGAUGAAGUGGGUCUUGGAAGAGGAUGAGGCUUUGGAGAUUCUUCAUCACGCCUACCAAAGCGGCAUCAACACAUGGGACACAGCAGAUGUGUAUAGUGAUGGAAAGUCGGAGGAAAUUGUAGGCAAGGCUCUUGUUAAGUACAAGAUCCCCCGUAACCGUGUUGUAAUCAUGACCAAGUGUUACUUUGGCGUGAAAGACGAACCUGCCAAGAACGAGGACCCAAACAAUCUCUUGCACGGUAUGAUGGAGGCCCCGGUGAAUGGCAUGGGUCUUUCUCGUAAGCACAUCUUUGACGCAGUCGAGGCAAGUGUCAAGCGUCUGGGCACAUAUAUUGAUGUGCUUCAGAUCCAUCGUCUGGACAAGGAGACGCCGAAGGAGGAAAUUAUGCGUGCUCUGAAUGACGUUGUCGAAAAGGGCUGGGUCCGCUACAUUGGUGCUAGUUCGAUGGCUGCCUGGGAGUUCCAGCAGCUACAGAACAUUGCAGACAAGCAUGGAUGGCACAAGUUCAUUAACAUGCAGAACUUGUACAACCUGCUGUACCGUGAGCAGGAGCGUGAAAUGAUCCCGUACUGCCGUGACACAGGCGUGGGUCUCACGCCUUGGUAUUCUCUCGCAGCUGGCCUUCUGGCACGCCCAUGGGACGACAAGUCGACAGAGCGUAUUCAGACGGACCCAUACAUUUCUGUGGUGAUGGGCUCUACAGAGAACAACGGCGAUAAGAAGAUUGUGGACCGCGUGCAAGAGCUUGCUAAGAAGAAGGGUGUUUCUAUGGCUCAGGUAGCGCUGGCAUGGUCCUUGAGCAAGAAGGGCAUUACGCCCAUCCUUGGUCUCAACAAGAAGGAACGCAUUGAUGAGGCUGUAGCUGCCCUGAAAGUCUCGCUCACGGACGAGGAGGUGGCCUACCUGGAGGAGCCGUACUCGCCCAAGCCUAUCGUAGAGUAUCAGUAG